AUGUACUGGUGGCGCGACGAGCAAGGCAUGAAUCCCGUUCAUGUCGCUGCCAUGAAUGGGCAUGUUGAUAUCCUAGAAGAUCUCCUUCAAGAGAGUUGUUUGCCCGCGAUGGAGAGACUGCAUCGCGGCCAGACUGUGCUGCAUUUGUGUGUGAAACAUGCUCAGACUGACGCAUUAAAUUUUUUGGUGGAGAAGUUGGGAGAGCUUGUGUGUGCAAAGGAUGAUGAUGGGGAGACAUUAUUGCAUUUGGCUGUUAGGUGCAAUCAACUCCAGAUGAAAAAGCUCUUAAAAACUCUUUCAAACGAGUCAUUCAUGGAAGCCCUCCCCAAGAUGUCCGACGUCACAAUGGUGGUGGUGAUCCUGAUUGCCACGAUGGCCUUCCGGGGGGCCAUCAGUCCCCAAGGAGGCAUAUGGCAAGAUAACACGUCAUCUCACAGAGGCGGUGAGGCAGUACUGGCAACCACUCAUCCCAAGACAUACAUGCACAUGGUGCACGACAACACCACCGCCUUCGUUUCAUCCCUCUUCACGAUCUUCCUAGUCACCACGGGGCUCCCGGCCACACACUUCUUCUUCAUGGCGGUGGCCAUGUACACGAUGUGGGUGGCGAUGACGGCCAUCGCCAUCAGCUACUUGGUGUCGGUGGAUGUGAUCACUCCGAAUGAGAGUGUUAUAUCGGUAGGAAACGUGAUUAUACUGGUGGUGGCAGUGAUAAUAAAAACUCCACAGAUCUCACUGAUUACAUUUGUAACUCAGUGA
Molecule: messenger RNA, 759 nt
Organism: Salvia hispanica
Lineage: Eukaryota; Viridiplantae; Streptophyta; Magnoliopsida; Lamiales; Lamiaceae
Source: RefSeq, a predicted model, not a curated record